This is a messenger RNA of Oldenlandia corymbosa var. corymbosa, 1845 nucleotides long. Lineage: Eukaryota; Viridiplantae; Streptophyta; Magnoliopsida; Gentianales; Rubiaceae. The record is from the annotation of a GenBank genome assembly.
AUGGCGGUUUUAUCGUUUGCCGUUUUCUCUAUUCCAUUUGCCGUCAAACCUACUAGGGCUUGCCUACCCAACCCCUCAUCCUCUCAAUUGCACGCUUUCGACGCCAAGUUCAUCAAACGCGCCGCUGAACUAGCCGAUAAGUCUGCCGGUUUCACUGCUCCACACCCCAAUUUUGGCUGCGUGAUUGCCACCACCGGUAGUGGAGCCGCCCAUGGAGAUGGGAGGGUGGUCGGAGAAGGAUACCUUUACGCCGAGGGUACCGCUCCGGCGGAACUGCAGGCUGUUGAGUCAGCCGGAGAGCUCUGCAGGGGCGCCACUGCUUAUCUCAAUAUGGAGCCUGGCGAUUGCUACAGUGAUCUCACCGCCGUCUCGGCUAUUGUCAAUGCAGGAAUUAGCAGAGUUGUGGUUGGCAUUCGACAUCCUUUGCAACAUCUCCGAGGUAAUGCCAUUCGGGCAUUGAGAAGUGAAGGACUGCAAGUAGAUGUUCUCGGAGAAGAUAUACAGAGUAAAACUAUUGAGGACGCUCUGAAAUCUUGUCUGCUUGUAAAUGCUCCUUUGCUUUACAGAGCUGCUUACCGAGUUCCAUUCUCCUUUUUGAAAUAUGCAAUGACACUUGAUGGGAAAAUUGCUGCAAGCAGUGGAGAUGCAUCAUGGAUAAGCAGCAAACUGUCCAGAAGCCUUGUUUUUCAGUUGCGCGGCAGAAGCGAUGCUGUAAUUGUAGGAGGAAAUACUGUACGCAGAGAUAAUCCGCGUUUAACUGCAAGACAUGGAGGUGGUCAUUUGCCUAGACGAAUUGUAAUGUCAAGAACGCUUGAUCUGCCGGAAGUGGCAAAUUUAUGGGAUGUCUCUGAGGUACCCACUAUAGUUGCCACACAAAGAGGUGCAAAAAGGAGUUUCCAAAAAUACCUAGCAUCCAAAGAUGUUGAGGUAGUGGAGUUUGACAUUUUGAACCCUAGAGAUGUCAUGGAGUACUUCUAUGACCGUGGUUAUCUUUCAAUCCUUUGGGAAUGCGGGGGAACUUUGGCUGCAUCUGCUAUCGAACAUGGUGUCAUACACAAGGUACAUGCAUUUGUUGCUCCUAAAAUUAUUGGGGGAAUUGAUGCUCCUUCUCCAGUUGGCGAACUUGGAAUGGUUGAGAUGUCGCAGGCGAUAGAGUUAAAUGAUGUUUCUUAUGAGCAGAUUGGGCCUGACAUGCUUAUAAGUGGAUUUCUUCAGCCAGUUCCUGAUCUCGCCCCUACUAUUCCAUCAUUUGAAGAAACCUAUGCAGUGGAUCAAACAGUUUCCCCAUAUGAAUCCAGCAUUAUAUUCUUUUACAAAACAUGGGAUCCCUAUGGUGCUUUUUCAAACUUCUCUCCUCAUCCAAUUCAAAUGCCAGACGAAAAUGGAGAUUAUAUCUCCUGGUCAAGUGUCGAGCAUUAUUACCAGGCACAAAAGUUUGUAGGAGUUACUGAUCCAAGAGCUCAGGAAUGUCUGAAUGAAAUAAAAUCUGCUAGAAGUCCAGAAGAAGCUGCACGGAUUGGGAGGAAAAUACAGAGGCAAUGUCCUCAUCUGGUGAGAGGCGAUUGGGAGCUUGUCAAAAUUGAUAUAAUGUACAACGCCUUGAAAUGCAAGUUCACCAUCUAUCCACAUUUGAAUUCCAUGCUGCUAUCAACUGCAGGGUAUGUUCUCGUAGAAGCAUCGCCCCAUGAUCUGUUUUGGGGCGGAGGUCGAGAUGGGGAAGGACUAAAUUAUCUUGGAAGGUUGUUGAUGCAAUUAAGGUCAGAGGUCCUUGGUGAAUCCCCUCUCGUAUCAAAGAAUCAGGCUGCAAUUCAGCAAGAAAAAGAAGAUGAAGUGAACAAAUUAUAG